Molecule: messenger RNA, 4970 nt
Organism: Octodon degus (degu)
Lineage: Eukaryota; Metazoa; Chordata; Mammalia; Rodentia; Octodontidae
Gene: Slc6a6
Product: solute carrier family 6 member 6
Exons: 15
Coding region: 219-2081 (620 amino acids)
Biological process (GO): sodium ion transmembrane transport; neurotransmitter transport; taurine transmembrane transport
Cellular component (GO): plasma membrane
Molecular function (GO): taurine:sodium symporter activity
Source: RefSeq, a predicted model, not a curated record
CGCUGCAGAGCCGCCUGCUCAGACAACAGCCGCGCGAGGCCGGGACGCAGUAGUCGCCCGCCACCCGCUCCGCGUCGCCAGCUCGCGCCCGCGCCCCGAGCCCGGAGUUCUGGUUCUGGUAGGCUGGCAGCUCGGUCUGGGGGAGCCGCACACGCACGCCCAGGUCCAGAUCCGGAACCGCAGCCCCCACUGAGGAGCCUCCUGCCUGAGCCACAGCCAUGGCCACCAAGGAGAAGCUGCUGUGCCUGAAGGACUUCCACAAGGACAUCCUGAAGCCGUCACCGGGCAAGAGCCCAGGCACGCGGCCUGAGGACGAGGCGGAGGGCAAGCCACCCCAGCGUGAGAAGUGGGCCAGCAAGAUCGACUUUGUGCUGUCUGUGGCAGGUGGCUUCGUGGGCUUGGGCAAUGUCUGGCGUUUCCCGUACCUCUGCUACAAAAAUGGUGGAGGUGCGUUCCUCAUCCCCUACUUCAUCUUCCUGUUCGGGAGUGGCCUGCCCGUCUUCUUCUUGGAGGUCAUCAUUGGCCAGUACACCUCUGAGGGUGGCAUCACCUGCUGGGAGAAGAUCUGCCCUCUCUUCUCUGGCAUUGGCUAUGCGUCCAUUGUGAUUGUGUCGCUGCUGAACGUGUACUACAUCGUCAUCCUGGCCUGGGCCACCUACUACCUGUUCCAGUCCUUCCAGCGGGAGCUGCCCUGGGCUCACUGCAACCAAAGUUGGAACACGCCAAAGUGCCUGGAGGACACACUUCGUAGGAAUAAGAGCCUGUGGGUCACAACGAGCCCCACCAACUUCACGUCCCCUGUCAUCGAGUUCUGGGAGCGCAAUGUGCUGAGCUUGUCCCCUGGGAUCGACCACCCUGGCGCGCUCAAGUGGGACCUGGCACUCUGCCUGCUGCUUGUCUGGCUGGUGUGCUUCUUCUGCAUCUGGAAGGGUGUGCGCUCCACAGGGAAGGUCGUCUACUUCACAGCCACCUUCCCAUUUGCCAUGCUGCUGGUGCUGCUGGUCCGUGGGCUGACGCUGCCCGGCGCAGGUGCGGGCAUCAAGUUCUACCUGUACCCCGACCUCAGCCGCCUGGAGGACCCACAGGUGUGGAUUGAUGCAGGGACACAGAUCUUCUUCUCCUAUGCCAUCUGCCUGGGCGCCAUGACAUCGCUGGGGAGCUACAACAAAUACAAGUACAACUCGUACAGGGACUGUAUGCUGCUGGGAUGCCUCAACAGUGGUACCAGUUUUGUGUCUGGCUUCGCAAUUUUUUCCAUCCUGGGCUUCAUGGCACAAGAGCAAGGGGUGGACAUUGCUGAUGUGGCUGAGUCAGGGCCCGGCCUGGCCUUUAUCGCCUACCCGAAGGCAGUGACCAUGAUGCCGCUGCCCACCUUCUGGUCAAUUCUUUUUUUCAUUAUGCUCCUCCUGCUGGGACUGGAUAGCCAGUUUGUCGAAGUCGAGGGACAGAUCACAUCCUUGGUGGAUCUUUACCCAUCCUUCCUAAGGAAGGGUUAUCGCCGGGAAGUCUUCAUUGCCAUUGUGUGCAGCAUCAGCUACCUGCUGGGGCUGACGAUGGUGACGGAGGGUGGCAUGUACGUGUUUCAACUCUUUGACUACUAUGCAGCUAGCGGUGUAUGCCUUUUGUGGGUUGCAUUCUUUGAAUGUAUUGUUAUUGCCUGGAUUUAUGGGGGUGAUAACUUCUAUGAUGGUAUCGAGGACAUGAUUGGCUACCGGCCUGGACCCUGGAUGAAGUACAGCUGGGCUGUUGUCACCCCUCUUCUCUGUGUUGGCUGUUUUGUCUUCUCGCUCGUGAAGUAUGUGCCCCUGACCUACAACAAGGUCUACAAGUACCCAACCUGGGCCAUUGGGCUGGGCUGGGGUCUGGCCCUGUCUUCCAUGGUGUGUGUCCCUCUGGCCGUGCUCAUCCGCCUCUGCCGCACCAAGGGGCCACUGCGUGUGAGGCUGAAGUACCUGCUGGCCCCGAGGGAGCCCAACCGCUGGGCUGUGGAGCGUGAGGGGGCCAUACCCUUCGCUGCACACCCAACCGCCAAUGGGGCACUCAUGCAGCCCACGCACAUCGUGGUGGAGACCAUGAUGUGACCCCGACACCACCCUGCUGUUUACUAACAUUAGAUCUCAUAGGACCAGGUUUACAGAGCUUUAUAUUUGCACUAGGAUUUUUUUUUUUUGUAAUUGUCACAGAAAACGUUACUCCACGUGUGUGUGCGUGUGUGUAUUGUGCGUGCGUGUGUUUUACUUUGAUUUGGGAAUAUUUUGUACAAAAAGAAAACUCACGGGCAGAAGUCCCCGGGGAGAAGCCGAGCUUUCAUACGGGAUUAGAUGUAUUUUAUGGGAACUUGGUAAAUUUUUCUUUGUAUUUUUUUCAUAAAAUUAUAUACACUUUGAGAUUGUCAUACACUCUACCACAUGAGUGGACCUUCUUGCCAGCAAGAUCUCGUUUUCAAAAGCAAUUCUGGUGCUUGCAGAGCUGGCACAGAGCUCCACCCCAAGCCUGCAGGGCAGGGUUUUCCUAAGACGCAGACACCACGCAGGUGCAGCCUCCAAGCCAGUCCAGGUGGGCAGAGGGUACCGUGAGGGCACUGUGCCAAGAAGAGUGACGCCAAGACAGCCACCAACCCCCUGACCAGAGGGGCUGCCCAGAGCCCAGAGAAGGGUUCUUGGCAAAGCUGAGCAUGGUAGAAGGGCCAAACUCCACCUUUAAUUUUGCAAUUGAGGUUGGAAGGUCAGCAGGACCAUCAGAGCCAGGUGGACAUGGAGUAGUUAGGGACCUGGAUGGGUAGCAGGGGACAGGGCUCAGGCUGGGGUUUCACCAGGCUUCCUGGCUAUCCCAAGCAGAUCCCUAGGCUGAGAACCAGUCCAAGAACAGCUAGGGUCUACCAGGUGGGUCCUUGUCGGUCUCAGGCCAUCCCCAAGUACGGUGUGGCCCAACUGCACAAGUACCCUCUGCCUGGGCCACCUUCCUGUUUUUGUUCUCAGGGCUAGGAGACCCCUGACACCACCCAGCUCCCAGUAAGUUUGGCAGGAACAGCAUUCAAGGCAGGGCCUUGGUCACAAUCAGUGCAUCCUUGGUUCUUCACCUUUAGCCCUGACCUGGCUGCCCCAGUGUCCUGGUCCUUAAGCCAACCUGGCAGUCACUGCUGUCAGACAUUUGCUGUGUGAGGGUCAAGGAAGGAGGUGGGAGAUGUGUAGAGCAGGGAGCCAGGGAUCUGGCACCCCAGAACCAGUAGAAGUGCAGCACAUUGAUGCCGCCCAGCACAGACAGCCUGACCUGGAAAGCUCAGAGCAGAAAGUAGGACCAGUACAGAGGCAGUAGCAGUCCAUGGAGUGGGAAGCAAGCAGGCUUCAGCAUGCAGAGCAGGGCUCUCAGAAUUCUGGAAGCCCCCCCACCCCCACCCCACGAUUCAGGAGUUGGGACAUCUUCAGCACCCCUCCCUAGGGGCAGCACUGGACCUCUCGUCUGUGAUGUGUGUAUUUCUGCCUCCAAAGCUGUAAACUCUGCCAAACACCACCCAACUUUUCACAGCCUUCGGACAUCCUGUGUCCCCAUUUCCUGUGUUGGUGGUCGCUGUGUAUGUGAUUUAUUGGACUCUUUGUUUCCUCCUGGUUUUACCACAUGGCAUUGUGACUUGUCAUCUUAUCUUAUGGAAUUUAUUAACCACUGUCAGCAAAAGAAGGCAGGCGAUGGCUGGUGGCCUGGGCUUCUGUGGUCAUUGAGCUUCCCUCUGGCUCCAGCCCCACAGGGAGUUUGCAUGUGUGGGUUGGAGACAGACAGCUGGAAGACCUUUCUGCAUGGUUCUCAGACCAAAUCCUAGACCAAAGACGUGCAGGCUGAGUGCCCAGGCCCCACCAGACACCUGUCUUCCUCUGGCCUCGUUCCUGCCCUGCCAGUUCAUGUACAAUGUCACCUGUUUCUGUCCCCAUGGCAAUGCCACUGCUGGUGAGAGCCAUGGCUCCAAGAAUAAGGAGGGUCCCCACUGCUCUGCCAGGUCUGGAUAGGAAGAACUAUGGACCAGGAUGAGCCUCAGCCAGGGAGCAGCCCAGGGUAACCCUGGGGGCCCCAUAAGUAAGCAAGGGACAGUAAGAUGGGGAAGGGGUGGCAGUACCUCCACAAGAUGGUGCCCUGGACUUCCCAGGCCACCAUCUUUCUUCCUCCCAACCCUCUGCGAGCUAGGCGCUGAGAGCCCUGUUGGCAUGAAAGGAGGCUGAGGCCCAGGCCAGCUGAUGAAAGGUGCAUAGGCGAGCUUCUGCUGGCCUGGUGUCACCAUGGUGCCCAUGGCCUCAGUACUGCUCUCUCAAUGAGGUGCUGGGGGCAGCCAGUCCAAGGGCAAAGUACCCCCGUCUCCCCAAGACCCAGCCAUGGGCCAGGAGAGGACCCAAGAGUGACCUGGGCCCCACUGGCCCUCAUUCCCAUAUCCACCUUGUGCCCUAAAUACCUCUGGGCAAUAAGGAAGAUGCCCACAGUGAGGGCCCUCAGUGCCGGUGGAGUCACCACACUGGCAAGUGUUUGGGAGUGGGGCACCUGUUAUAUUUUUGGCUUCAAAGUAAAACAGGAGCUCUGGUUUUCUACCGGGCAAUUCUUUCCAGUCCCUGACAACUGUGACGCUGUAUUCAGCACAAGAGAAAUGGAGACGUGGGUUUCUCCUCCUUCCAGAAACAUGUCUGGCUUAUCGGGAAUUUUGUAAAGCAUCAAAAUAUUUUUAAGAUAUUUUAAACUUUUGUAAAAAAAAAAAAAUCAACCAACAAAAGACUGCAUUGGGACAAGAUCUGGGUAUGUAAUUCAGUCCCAUGGUAUACAGGCUUCUAUGUGUAAAUGUUUUAUGAUCCGAAUCCCUGUGGUGUGUGGGGGUUUUCCCCCUUUUGCUUUUUAGAUAAAUAUGUAUAUUGAUAUUUUAAAUUCAUCUUUGCUUUUUUUAGAGGAGUUUGUAAUCACCUUAUAACAUGACAAUAAACAUUUCCUUUUUAAAAUUC